Messenger RNA from Trichomonas vaginalis G3, 584 nucleotides. RefSeq names its product protein of unknown function, DUF4106 family. The record is from RefSeq and is a predicted model, not a curated record. Lineage: Eukaryota; Parabasalia; Trichomonadida; Trichomonadidae. The transcript has a single exon. The annotation marks the transcript as partial.
AUGCCACGUAAGCUACGUAAGAAUAUACGUAAGAGGAAGAGAGCAUUGAAACAUCCAAUAGUAAAACUGACACCACAACAACAGUUGCAACAACAAAUUAUGAAUGACCCCACUAUGUUGCAACAAAUGUCAAGCAACCCUAUGCUUUUAAACCGAGUUAUUGGUGCACAGAGUGGAGGUUUACGAGCGGCACUUUUAGCGAAAAUGGCAGGCUAUGGUGGAGCUGCAGACGGAACAGCUUAUAACCCUCAAAGUCAAAUGAAUUUGAGUUCACUCAAAAAUCAAAUAACAGAUGUCAAAAAGUCAAACAUAGACAUACAGAAACAAAUAAGUGAAAACGAAAAGAAACUAGAAUAUGACAGACACACAAAGAAACUCAAUGAGUUAAACGUAGAGAAAAAGAAGAAAGAAGAACAACUGAAAGAACUAAGUACAGAGGAAUAUGCGAAAAAAGUGUCAGAAAAAGCAGCAGAAGUAGCAAAAAUGGAACAAGAUGUUAUAAAUUUGAAAAACCAUACUACUCAAUAUAAAGUACUGAAAGAUGAAGAGAUAAAACAAAAAGCCCUGAAGACAUAUAUGGAUAG